This is a messenger RNA of Camellia sinensis, 1034 nucleotides long. The record is from RefSeq and is a predicted model, not a curated record. Lineage: Eukaryota; Viridiplantae; Streptophyta; Magnoliopsida; Ericales; Theaceae.
CAAGGGCAAAAAGUGGGCAACAACAUAUUCCGAGAUCGCGAUCGGUGCAGUGAGCGAAACGGAGCAAAGCCGAAAUCCAAUUUGGUCUAUUUUUGUGAGCAAGAUCAGAGAGAGAGAGAGAGAGAGAGAGAGAGAGAGACAUGGAUGUAUAUUCGUGGUUUCGACGCAGUGUUUCAAGACCCGAGAACACCAAUAAACCCUCCUCUGCCAAUGCCCAACACAAGAAACUACAAUCUGAAGAAGAAUUAGCCUUUGGAAUCACUGACCAAUUAAUUGAAUUCAUCAAGACCUUCACUCUUGACACCUUCAACAACUUCCCUCUUCAAGAUGAAGAGGGAGCUAGUUGUGGUGCCGAGAAUCCGGCGACUACUGGGAAUGUUCGGAAGGAUCUUUCUGAUUGGCAACAACAACAUGCUACCCUUGUCCUUUCCAAAGUCAAGGAAAUGGCACAACUUAGGUUUAGACUCUGCCCUCGUCAUCUGAAAGAACGACAAUUUUGGAGAAUAUACUUUACACUUGUUAAGAGCUAUGUUACUGAAUACGAGCUGCGUGCCAUACAAUUGGCAAAACUUAGACAGAUGACGAUUGAGAACGAAUAUAUUUCGGAUACAAGUGCGUGCGAAGUUGAAAUGUCAGAGACAAAGCAAGCCACAAGUCUAGUUGAGCACAACUUGGAUUCCCUUACACAUGACAUUGAAAGUGGGAAGAAUGAGCCAGUAACUGCUGUGUGGGUCUGGUGGAGAUAAUUUAAGGUGUAGCACGAAGUAUUUUUGGAUUUGGGUCCUUGAUCCUUAUAACCAGCAAGUUGCCCACAAUACGAAGAGAAACUUGGGCAUUGUAUGGGGAAUGUUUAGGAUUUCUGACAAAUUAAAUCCUUAAACUGGACCUUUCAGACCUGUGAGUUACCAAAGUUACUUUCUGUUUGUGGCUUUUCCUUAUUCUUUUAUACUGUUUUAGUUUAAUGUUGUAAUGAUAUAAAAGAUGCAAAUUUUGUUGAUAAUUCUAUUAUUUAAUCACUUCUAAUUUUCAGGUUC